This is a messenger RNA of Leopardus geoffroyi (Geoffroy's cat), 993 nucleotides long. It is a transcript of the gene RBP4, whose product is annotated as retinol binding protein 4. Lineage: Eukaryota; Metazoa; Chordata; Mammalia; Carnivora; Felidae. Gene Ontology annotation, biological process: retinol transport. The transcript is spliced from 6 exons. Gene Ontology annotation, molecular function: retinol transmembrane transporter activity; retinol binding. The record is from RefSeq and is a predicted model, not a curated record. Bases 130 to 735 code for a protein of 201 amino acids.
GACCCCCCUCCCGCCGGGGCUAUAAAGCGCCCGGGCGGCCCCUGCGGCGCGCUCGUCUCCCUGGCUCCACGCGCACCACGCCGCCACCAGGCUUGCGCGCAGCUCCGGGCGGACGGACUUCUGGGCACGAUGGCGUGGGUGUGGGCGCUGGUGCUUCUGGCCGCGCUGGGCAGCGCCCGGGCGGAACGCGACUGCCGGGUGAGCAGCUUCCGAGUGAAGGAGAACUUCGACAAGGCUCGGUUCUCCGGGACCUGGUACGCCAUGGCCAAGAAGGACCCCGAGGGCCUCUUUCUGCAGGACAACAUCGUCGCCGAGUUCUCUGUGGAUGAAAAUGGCCAGAUGAGCGCCACGGCCAAGGGCCGAGUCCGUCUUUUGAAUAAUUGGGACGUGUGCGCAGACAUGGUGGGCACCUUCACAGACACUGAGGACUCUGCUAAGUUCAAGAUGAAGUAUUGGGGCGUAGCGUCCUUUCUCCAGAAAGGAAAUGAUGACCACUGGAUCAUCGACACCGACUAUGACACCUACGCGGUGCAGUACUCCUGCCGUCUCCUGAACCUUGACGGCACCUGCGCUGACAGCUACUCCUUCGUGUUUGCCCGCGACCCCAACGGCCUUCCCCCGGACGUGCAGAAAAUCGUGCGGCAGAGACAGGAUGAGCUGUGCCUGGCCAGGCAGUACAGGCUGAUCGUUCACAACGGUUACUGUGAUGGCAAAUCAGAACAAAACAUUUUGUAGCAACGUGGAGUUUCAUUGGAAAAGUUCCCAUUAACUCACUCAGCCUUUGACUCUGUCUUACCUUAGGAGUUUAGUUUCCCUGCUCUGCUCCCCUCCCCUCAGCCAACAUGGAACCUUAGUACACACAAAAAUAUAUGAGGUGAUAAGUGAAUCUGCACUCGAAUGAAUGUCUGCCUUCCUGGAGUGUCCUAAGGAAUCGUUUGAGGCUUAGGAUUCCAGACUUUGAUUUAUUAAAAUAUAGUCACCGGUUUGCUGUGA